AUGAGAGUGUCUAUACAAUUUUCGAGUGUAUUAUGCUUGAUAUUGUUGUUUCGCUAUUCUCUUACUGAACAAUUUGAGUUCGACGUGUUAGCUGAAAAUGGAGAAGUAGACGUGGCUCAAUUCAAUAGCGACUUAGAGCAUCAGUACAGCAAAUUAUCCAAUGAUUCGCUCUUAUGGGGUCCUUAUAGAUCCGCUCUUUACUUCGGAAUACGACCAAGACUUCCAAAUUCAUUGAUUUCUGGAUUAAUGUGGUACAGCGCCGAUGGGUAUGACGGUGUUGGACGUAUGAGACACUUUUAUGAACAGGGUGACAACAUGAGAAGAGCCAACUGGGUCUCGUAUGAUCCUAGAGUUGGAGGUAGACAAGUAAUCGAGGAUGAGGAGUGCCACAUCAGGAUUAUCAUUGACUUUGUUAAGAGUGACGAUGGUAAGUCGUGGGCAGUGAAAGUCAGGGCCCAACCUCAUAAGGGUUACGAGAAUGUAAAGACUUCGUUCAUUUGGUACUCUGGAUUAGAAGGAGAAAAGAAGUCUCCAAUAGAAGGAGAUACAAGAACUGGAUACUUACAGUUGGACAACCCUAAAAGCGCAUUAGGCUACGAAGGUACCGUGAAGUUGACAGGUAUAUCUGAAGAAUUAGGAAUCUUCGAUAUCGAAAUCAACGAUGGUCCAGGAACGAACAGACAUCCAAUUUCAAAACCAGUUACACCAGAUUUAGAUCCAACAAGAGCACACCACAUAAGUUUACGUGUUCCUGAUGAUAAUGUUUGGAAAGCAAGAGACAUUUUUGUUACAAUGCUACAAGAAUCGGUCAAGGAUUUAGUAGAGAAGUAUUCCACUUUGAACGAGUUUCCUCCAGAACAAGCGUUUAUUAUAAGAGACUUAAACGGUUUCGAAGGAAAUCUUCACUUCGUGCAAAAGAUAUACCAAGGGGCUUGCGAAUUCGACAUUAUUUAUACCAAUGCCAUUACACCAGCUACAGAGAAAAUCACAUCUAAGAAUAUUAACUCAAAAAUAAAGCAAGUCCUAACAUUGAUCAAUGAAAAAUUUAACCAACAUUUUUCUUUAAACAAGCCGUUCGAUAAUUCGAGCAAGUUUAGAAAGUUUGGAAAAGAGAUUUUAUCAGGUUUACUUGGUGGUAUUUCUUACUUUCACGGCGACCAUUUAGUAGAUAGAGAAACUGCAUUUGAUGAGGAUUCAUUCGAGUCACAUCAACUUACUGGAUAUCCAGAGGGUCCCCAUGAAUUAUUUACCUUAGUGCCAUCUAGACCAUUCUUUCCAAGAGGUUUCUUGUGGGAUGAGGGUUUCCAUUUAUUGCCUCUUUUGAAGUACGACUCAGAUUUGGUCAUGGAGAUUAUGAAGUCUUGGUUUAGUUUGAUUGAUGAUGACGGUUGGAUAGCUCGCGAACAAAUCCUUGGUCCAGAACUGAGAUCUCGUGUUCCAGAACAAUUUCAGGUGCAAAGUCCAGAAAUCGUUAAUCCUCCUACUUUGAUGCUUGCUUUCACAUAUCUCUUGGAAUCAGCAAAACUGGCAGGUAAUUACGGAAACGUUAAUGAGCCAUUGUUUUACAGCGACGAAGCCAUUAUCACGCAUAAGGAUUUGGGGCUGGUUAUUCUUAACAACCCAGAGUUAUUAACAAACUAUACGAAAGAAAUAUAUCCGAGAUUAAAGACUCACUACGAGUGGUUCAGAAGAACCCAAAAAGGAUACGUGGAAGAAUUUGGAAGAGGAGCUAACUUAGAAGCAUACCGUUGGAGAGGCAGAACGAUUACACACUGCCUUGCAAGUGGGAUAGAUGACUAUCCACGGCCAAAUCCUGCCGAUGUCGCUGAAUUAAAUGUCGACCUUCUUUCGUGGAUUGGAGUCAUGUCAAGGUCGAUGAAAUUAAUUGCCCAGCUUUUGAAACAUGACGAAGAUGCCGAAAUUUUUGCCCAACAUGAAGAUAAUGUUGUAGACAAUUUAAGCAAAUUGCAUUGGUCGGACGAGGAAAAAGCGUAUUGUGAUGUUACAGUAGAUGAAGACGAUGAAAACAUUAAAGUAUGCCAUAAGGGUUAUCUUUCAUUAUUCCCUUUCUUAACCAAAUUGAUUCACAUCGAGGAGCUCGACAAAUUAGAGGCUAUGGUGGACUUAAUUUCGGACCCAGAAGAAUUAUGGAGUGAUUAUGGUAUUAGGUCCUUGUCAAAAAGCAACCAAUUCUACAGAACUGAAGAAAACUAUUGGAGGUCUCCAAUCUGGUUGAAUAUUAACUAUCUUAUCUUAGAAGGCUUACAGCACUAUUACGAUGUGGCGCACAUUCGCAUGAACUCCGAUAUCAGUAAUAAAUUCAAAAGAGUUUACAAGGAUUUGAGGUUAAAUCUUGUGAAUAAUGUUGUCGAACAAUGGGAGAAUACCGGAUACGUUUGGGAACAAUAUGAUGAUGAAACCGGAAAUGCUAAAGGUGCCAAAAAUUUCUUGGGUUGGACAUCAACAAUCUUGUUAAUCAUGAACAUGGCUGAAGAAUUGUAA
Scheffersomyces stipitis CBS 6054 is the source of this 2502-nucleotide messenger RNA. It is a transcript of the gene CWH41, whose product is annotated as Cwh41p. Lineage: Eukaryota; Fungi; Ascomycota; Pichiomycetes; Serinales; Debaryomycetaceae. Gene Ontology annotation, molecular function: Glc3Man9GlcNAc2 oligosaccharide glucosidase activity. The transcript has a single exon. The record is from RefSeq and is a predicted model, not a curated record. Gene Ontology annotation, cellular component: endoplasmic reticulum membrane. The coding region runs from base 1 to 2502 and encodes 833 amino acids. Gene Ontology annotation, biological process: protein N-linked glycosylation; oligosaccharide metabolic process.